Molecule: messenger RNA, 2709 nt
Organism: Malaya genurostris
Lineage: Eukaryota; Metazoa; Arthropoda; Insecta; Diptera; Culicidae
Exons: 3
Coding region: 1-2709 (902 amino acids)
Molecular function (GO): RNA-DNA hybrid ribonuclease activity; nucleic acid binding
Source: RefSeq, a predicted model, not a curated record
AUGUUGGAAGAAGUGGAGCAGCUUGUGGUGAGAAACACGGCGUUACCCGAAGCCUUCCUCAACCAACUUCGGAAGGCUCAGCGCCCCCCGGUGUCCUUUCCACCUGGACAAUCCGAAAUAUACAACAGACCGUUUUCCGCGGAGGAGUUGAACUUCUCACUCAACUCCGCAAAAGGUAAAUCUACGGGCCCGGACAAUAUCAAUUACGAUAUGCUCCGGCAUCUUCCGCCCGCAGGCCGCUCAGCACUCCUGCACCUUUUCAACGAAAUAUGGUCUUCCGGGGUGUUUCCAGUAAGCUGGAAAACUGCCCACAUAGUUCCUAUCCCCAAAGGUCACACGGGCUCCUUUUCCGCCCAAAACUUCAGACCUAUAAGCCUUCUCUCGUGUACCGGAAAAAUCCUAGAGAGACUUGUAAACAGGCGUCUCGUCACCCUUCUUGAAGAGCGCCGUCUACUUGAUCAUAGGCAAUUUGGCUUCCGCCAAGGGAAAGGAACAGGAGCUCACUUGACGGCACUGUGCGAUACAAUCCACAGUGCAAUCAAUGAAGGGCUACACGUUGAUGCGCUAUGCAUAGACAUAGCUAAAGCGUACAACACAGUCAACCGGGAAGGGGUCCUUCAACAACUGGUUGACUGGGGCAUCAACGGGCGAAUGGGUACCUUUUUGGCAGACUUCCUAAACCAAAGGAACUUCCAAGUCUGCAUAGGUGGAUCCCUCUCCCGACCAUUCGCAGAAAAAAACGGCGUCCCCCAAGGUUCAGUACUUGCUGUAACCUUAUUCCUAGUGGCAAUGAACUCGGUUUUUAAAUCUCUUCCUAAAAACGUGCGUAUCUUCGUAUACGCGGAUGAUAUUGUCAUCAUAGUAACUGGUAAAUCGAGGAAAAUUAUCCGAAGAACUACCCAACAGGCGGCGAACGCUAUCCGUAAAUGGGCGGAUAGCGUGGGCUUCAACAUCGCCCCUGAGAAAUGUACUCUCUCCCAUUUCUGUAGGUCUUCUCAUUUCAAUAGCGACUCCCCGGUCCACAUAGGAACAGUCCAAGUUCCGUUUGUGAAAUUCCCCAAAAUACUCGGCAUUAUCUUCGACCGAACCCUGGGUUUCACAAAUCACUUCAGCCAAGUCAAAAAGGAUUGCGAAUCCCGACUUAGGCUGAUACGGACCAUCAGUUCAGGGCAUCCUCAAUGGAAUCGCCAAAAAGCGAUCAACAUCGCCCAAUCACUGAUAUGGAGUCGCAUUUUUUACGGGAUUGAGGCAACGGCUGUGAGUCGGGACAACCUGAUAAAGGUUCUUGCUCCCACCUACAACCGAUCAGUUAGGAACGCCUCCAACCUUCUCCCGAGUACCCCAGCCAUGGCAGCCUGCGUCGAAUCGGGACUCCUCCCAUUCCGCUGGUUUUCAGCCCUGAUCAUACUCCGUCGAUCCCUGGGGUACUUGGAGAGAACAGCCGAAGGAAAUUGCUUACUAUCGCAAAUUGCCAAACAGCUGCACCAAAGUUUCGCCAACAAAAACCUCCCGAAACUGGCUCGCCUUCAUCGAGUUGGGAAGAAACCCUGGUAUCAGGAAACUCUCCCCAAACUCGAAACUUCAUUGGCACAAACCACCGGAGCCAAACCUCUUCCUGCGGCUGCUAAAAGUAAUUUCCUCCAGCUAAUUUCGGACAGAUUUCAUAACAUUCCAGCCUAUUACACAGACGGAUCACGAACUGACCAAGGAACAGGAAUCGGAGUGUGGGGUCCAAACGUCUCCAUCUUCCGCAGCCUACCCCCGCAGUGCUCCGUGUUCUCUGCGGAAGCCGCCGCGAUAUUCGCAUGUAUCGAGAGGAUCCCCCCGGGAUCCGAGGCUGUGAUCUUCUCGGACUCCUUAGCGGUUAUUACCGCUUUGGAGUCCGGAAGUUCCAGACACCCCUUUGUCCAGGCAAUCGAGGCAUAUUGUGGUGAUAAGACCACAAUAUGCUGGGUUCCUGGGCAUAGUGGGAUCCCGGGCAACGAAGAAGCGGACCUUCUUGCGGCCAUGGGCAGGAACGCCACAAGAUUCGCCCGGCUAACUCCAGCUGCCGACGUCAUCACACAGUUCCGGGUUAAACUCGCUGAGCACUUCACGCGGCACUGGAGGGCCGCAGCGGGGGUCCUGCCCAUGAUCAAGGGCGAUCUGACCAAAUGGUCGGAUCGUCCGGACCGCAGGGAGCAGCGGGCACUGUCCAGGCUAAGAACGGGCCACACAAAAAUAACUCACCAACACUGCAUCACUCGUGUGCCCCCCCCACCUGUAACACCUCAAUGGCCUACCGAAGCGGAACGUUCGGUGGGACCGGAGACGAGCGGAACCACGGGCGAUGUCAGCGAAACCCGUAACCUACAGGACAGCCAGGAACCCUCUACAGCCACAAUGGAUCGACAGCCAGGAACACUUCAGCACUACAAGGAACCCUACACCCCAACCAGCAAGCGGCCAUCCGCCGGGCCUACGCCCGGGGAUGUUCACCGCGGCCGAGGACAACCCGUAACCCGCAGGACAGCCAGGAAUACUCAACAGCAACACCGGACCGAUAGCCAGGAACUCACUGACACCACAUGGAGCCCCACACCUAUAUACCAUCAGCAAGCGGCCAUCCGUCGGGCUUAUGCCCGGGGAUGUUCACCGCGGCCGAAGACAACCCGGAACACAUCACCCAGUCAACAAAAGAAACACACAGCCCCCCCCGAUACAGCAUAA